Messenger RNA from Mya arenaria, 4256 nucleotides. RefSeq names its product alanine--glyoxylate aminotransferase 2-like. Gene Ontology annotation, molecular function: transaminase activity; pyridoxal phosphate binding. The transcript is spliced from 10 exons. The coding region runs from base 97 to 1509 and encodes 470 amino acids. NCBI's taxonomy places the organism in Eukaryota, Metazoa, Mollusca, Bivalvia, Myida, Myidae. Gene Ontology annotation, cellular component: mitochondrion. The record is from RefSeq and is a predicted model, not a curated record.
GUUUACAAAUUACGGAUAGCUUUGGUCGUUGCCGCAGUUGAAAGUUCUCGUUUGGAGUAUUGACAGCACACGCUUGUAUUAGUUCCAUUCGUGAAUAUGGAAGAACUAUCAAAAGAUAAAACGGCUAAACUCAGGGAUAAGUUCAUUGGGGAAGCAUGCCAGUUGUUUUUCGCAAGUGACCCUCUGAAAAUAACAAAAGCCAAAGGCCAGUACAUGUAUGAUGAAAAUGGCAAUCAGUACUUGGAUUGCAUCAACAAUGUUUGCCAUGUUGGUCACUGUCACAAGGAUGUAGUGGAGGCUGGCUAUCAUCAGAUGAAGAAGUUGAACACAAACAGCCGGUUCCUACAUGACAACAUUGGGAGACUCGCGGAGAAAAUCACAGCCACCAUGCCGGAGGAGCUUUGUGUUGUCUAUCUGUGUAAUUCAGGGUCAGAAGCCAAUGACCUUGCCUUGAGGCUGGCCAGACAUUACACCAAAAACACAGAGAUGAUAACAAUGGACCAUGCGUACCAUGGUCACAUAAUGUCCUGUAUUGACAUCAGCCCAUACAAACUCAAAGUUCAGAGGGACGGUGUGCACACUUGUCCCUCAAAUGUCUAUGUGGCACCCUGCCCAGACACAUACAGAGGGAAGUUUGUUGACUGUGAUUACCCAGGUGAGGAUCUGGGGAAACUGUAUGCUGAUGAAGUGCGGGACAUCUGCAAGGUUGUGCAUGCCAAAGGUAGAGGAGUGUGUGGCUUCAUCGCAGAAUCUAUGCAGAGCUGCGGAGGACAGAUCGUUUUUCCACCUGGCUACUUGCAGAAAGUAUACAGUCAUGUGCGGGCAGCUGGUGGGGUGUGCAUUGCAGACGAAGUCCAGGUGGGUUUUGGGCGUGUGGGUUCCCACUUCUGGGCCUUCCAAACACAGGGUGUGAUCCCAGAUAUUGUGACUAUGGGUAAGCCGAUGGGUAACGGACACCCAGUGUCAGCGGUUGUUACAACCAAGGCAAUUUCAGCUGCCUUCAAAGACUGCGGCAUGACUUACUUUAACACUUUCGGAGGGAACCCUGUCUCGUGUGCAAUAGCACUGUCUGUUCUUGACGUCAUAGAGAGGGAGCACCUGCAGAAGAACGCCCUUGAGGUGGGCAACUAUCUCAUGGCCCGGGGCAGUGCGCUCAUGGAGAAACAUGAGAUGAUCGGAAAUAUUCGUGGGUUUGGCUUAUUCGUAGGUUUCGAUCUUGUUAGGAAUAGGAAGACACGGGAACCGGCAACAGAGGAAGCCAAGUUUGUGGUGCAAAGGAUGAAGUCUGACUACAAGGUGUUGUUGAGUACAGACGGGCCGUACGACAAUGUCCUCAAGUUCAAGCCUCCGAUGUGUUUCACCAAGCAGAAUGUGGACGACGUGAUUCGCGACCUUGAUAAUUUGCUCGGUGAGAUCCCCCAGCACAAGUUUGAGCCAAGCCACCGCUGGACGGUAGUAGAUGCCUCACCGCUGGGCUCCAGGGUCAUGCUCCUGAAGUCCUCACUAUGAACAGGUCUACUGUGCUACUCCACAGUCACAACUGCCAUGGAACAGUUAACAAAAAUGAUCAUUUCAUGUGUCCUGUUGACACUUGUUAUUGUGAAAAUUGGUAACAGUAUUCUUAUCUUGCCGACUUAAAGCUUAUUCGUAUAAUGUAAAGAUUGAUACUUUUUGGAAUGAUGCAUUGUGCGCAACCCUGGCUCUUUAUCCUCAUUACAUUAAUUAGUGCCUUUGGAAAAUUAACUGACAAAUUAUUUGUUUUCAUGAAUAAUAAUGAGGUAGUGAAGGAAAAUAAAAUGCUUCACUGUACUGAAUGAAGCAGGGCAAUAUAUUGUACCACAGGUAUCCAACAAUGGAAAUAUGGUCACCUUAAAAACAUUCUGUGUUCAAUGCAGAUUUACCUAUUUUACCAAAAAAAAUGAUCACAUUACUGUGGUAUUUGAAACUAUUUAAUGUCAUGUUUGUUUUGGCAUGAGCUUAUUAUUGUUACACUGGAGAGUUUCAGUGUAAGUUUUAACAUUAAAGGUUUUUCAUGCGUUCAGUAUUUUAAGCUUGACUUUUCGAAGAAUAAGGAGAGCUAUUAUACUCACCCUAGUGACGGCAUUGCAGUCUGCGUCCAGUUAAAGUUUAAGGUUUAUUUUUAAGCUUAUUUUCACUUAUAAAAUCAAUACUGUUUACUCAAUUAGCUUAAUACUUUAUACAUUUGAUCAGGAGUUUCAUACAAUUAGAUUCCAUAACUGCAUAUCAUCCUAAAUACAAAUUAUGGCCCCUGAUUUAAUUAGGAACUUAUGUUAAAGUUUCAUGGCACAGUGUGUCAGAUUUAAGUUUAAGAGCAAAUUGUGAUAUUCACUAAUAAAUCCUCUACCCUUCAUUCAAUUCACUUCAUACCACACACAACUGUUAUGGCCGUUAUACUUUUAGGUUACAUAACUCCAUGUUAUCCUAAAUACAAAUUAUUUCUUGAAAGUUUUGUUUAAGUUUAAGAGAACUUGGGGUUUUUUAACUCUGCUCUCAAAUCAGGGUCAUUCACUGAACUUCAUACUUUACAAAGGCACUGUUGUUCAUAGCCGUCACACAAUUAAGUUACAUUACUUCAUAUCAUCACAAAUACAAGUUAUAGCCUUUAUUGAUUUUUUUUAUUCCCCCAGAAGGUGGGCAUAUCAAAAUCGCACUAUCCGUUGUGUGUUCAGUUCAAUUUCCACUGUCUGAACUGCAACUUUCUUUUGUAUUGACAGUUGUUAAAAUAACUUGUCACAUGUGUUGGACACAUCAAGACAGCAUUUCACAUUCCUUUCUUAAUCCACACAUUUCAUUGCUACUUAUUUCCAUUUCCAAAUGACCUUUGAUCACACUUGAGUACCUUUUGGGGGGCAUUCAUCACAUACAGUGACAGCUCCUUUUACUCUUUUUUUUACAUAUAUCAUCAUUAUUGCAUACAUUUCAACAACAAAGUGGUGUAUAGUCCAGCUCGCUUUUCUUCAACAGCUCUUGUUAUUAUACAAAUGAUAGCUUUGAAAUGUUCAACCAAAUGUUUGAGUUAGAACAAGUGUUCAUAAAAUGUCAUAUACACAUUAGUCACAUGGUUCAGCUAUAUAAGCAUUUAACAUUGUAAAGUUUUAGCUUUAUAAGGGCAUAUGAGUUGUAUUCAUUAGAGGUCAAUUAUGGCCAUGAUGUAUGUUUCAAGUGGCAUUUACAGAGAUCUAUUUUGUUACCCUAUAUUGAUUUGAAUUGUAAGAUAAAGAUUGUUUGAAAUACUCAUAGUUAUAGCCUAGUCUUGUUCUCAGAGGUACAUAUAAGUGACAUUUCAGGUAAACUUAUUUGGAUAUUAUUGCAAGGGUUGGAAUGAUAUGACCAUUUGUAUUAAUUAUUGGAUAUAUAACUAUUGCUGUAAGGUAAUCUUUUGUUUCAAAUCAUGGGUUAAGACUUGUUCAUUAAUUUCUAUUGAAGGUCAUAUAGGUUGUUCUUUUUUGUCUUGAAUAUGAUAUUAUUAUAGAAUAUAUUGUAUCUAGUUUUACAAUAUGCAUGUUUAUCCUAAGACAUGGGGAGCUUAAAAUAAAUUGAAACUGUUCAAUAAUGUUCUCCUGUUGUAAAUUCUUUAAAAAAAAUCAAACAUUCCAUAACAUAUCUUGACUUUCAAAAAGUUUAUUGUGAUCUUUAUAUAUGGCAUUACUUCCUGGUCCUUGUGAAAAGUUGCACUAUAAUUGAUAAAUAAUUGACCUUGUUGUGAUUUAAAUAUAAGCAUAAAACUAUGAUUAAUGACAAUUGUUAUCUUUGUUAUCUUGUCAUUUUUACCUUGAACACGUUUUUAUGCAGUUCAUUUUGAAAUGCUUGUCUUAUUAAGCAAUGCUUUUAUGACUACUGUAUGUAUUUUUAUUUUAUUUUUGGGGAUAAUAACAAUAAAAUUUAAAGAUGUAUGUAUUUUAGUGCGGUUUGAGUGUUUUUAUAACCCUCGCCUUACAAUGAAUCAUAAUUUUGUAUUGUUUUAGUUACACAUAUAUUUAAAGUAAUUCUAGUACCUUACAAUUAUGAAAAUCUUGAUUCCUGUUUAAACCUUUUAGUAUUUAAUGAUUUUAACUGACGAGAAAGUAUUUAAAUUGUGUUUGUAUAAUGUUGAGAAUAUUAAAGAAGCAGUCUUGUGAUACAAAUGAAAUGAAGUUUAAAUUAAAUAUAAGUAUUUGUUAACUUUACAUAUGAUAUUUCAUGCAUAUGAAAAAUUAUUAUGAAUAUGUAGAUCUAGGUAAUAAAGAUGCUGUGUA